GUUCGAUUGCAAAAUCCUUAGAUCUUGCCUUUCUUUCCAUCUCAUAUCUUUGAAUGAUUGAUCUUAGGAAGAUCAAAUCUAAUUAAUUUACUUAGUUUUACAUAUAAAAGAAUCUGAUGAUGUCUUUAAAACUUAUGUGUUAAGAUGUAGAUAUUAAAUUAAGUAUUACAGUUCGUACCUGCAAUCUCCCAACUUUACUAACAAUACUACACCAACUACUCAACACUCUUCUCUUCCCCUUCCCAGAUGCAAUGGCCUGCAAAAUUUUCACCUUCUUGCUUCUAUCAAUCGCGUUUACGCGAUUUUUAACUCCUGCAACCAGCCAAUGGCUCGCAAGAUUACUCGGAAAUCAGGGAGAAUGGGAGUUUCUGCGCACCAGUAUCGGCAUAUCAGCCAUGCACAUGCAACUUUUAAGUAACAACAAAGUAGUCAUUUUUGACAGAACUGAUUUCGGUUCUUCUAAUCUCUCGCUUUCUGAUGGCCGGUGUAGGAUUGAUCCGUCUGACAGCAUCCUCAGAACAGACUGCUCUGCUCACUCGGUCAUGUACGACACUCAAACCAACACAAUUAGGCCCUUGAUGGUGCAGACUGAUACAUGGUGCUCAUCCGGAGCUGUUCUCCCCAAUGGUACCCUGAUUCAGACAGGUGGAUUUAACGACGGUGAUCAUGUUCUUCGUAAGAUUGUGCCCUGUGAAGACGAUGAGGGAUGCGAUUGGACUGAAGUUCCUGGAUACCUUCUACAUCGCAGAUGGUAUGCUACUAACCAAAUACUUCCUGAUGGGAGAAUUAUUGUUAUUGGUGGGAGAAGACAGUUUAACUACGAAUUUUAUCCUAAACAAUUUCCGAGUCCUAAUAAUUUUCUCAAUUUUCUGAGAGAAACUACCGACGAGAAUGAGAACAAUCUGUACCCCUUUGUCCACCUACUACCUGAUGGAAACUUGUUACUUUUUGCAAACACUAGAGCCAUAGUUUUCAAUUACAUUCAAAACCGUGUCAUUCGAAGCCUCCCCCCAAUCCCUGGAAACGAACCUCGAAACUACCCUAGCUCAGGCUCCUCUGUUCUCCUCCCCUUAGACGAAAACCAACCCCUAGUGAUCGAAAUCAUGGUCUGUGGUGGCGCACCACGUAACGCCUAUCUCAGUGCAGUCCACGGUACAUAUGUCAGAGCAGUUACGACGUGUGGACGGUUAAGAAUCAGUGAUCAGAACCCUGUCUGGGAAAUGGAAACAAUGCCAUUAGGCAGAGUGAUGGGAGACAUGCUAAUUCUCCCAAGCGGCGACAUCUUAAUAAUCAAUGGUGCAGGCUCUGGAGCAGCUGGCUGGGAAAAUGCACGAAACCCUGUCCUCAGACCAGUCCUCUACCAUCCAAAAGAACCGAAAAAUAGCACCCGGUUCUGGGUAAUGAAACCAGCAGACCGGCCAAGAUUAUACCAUUCCACCGCAAUUUUACUCCCAGACACAAAAGUACUAGUUGGAGGAAGCAAUCCUCAUGUAUUCUACAAUUUCAGCGGUGUGCAAUAUCCAACUGAUCUCAGUCUGGAGGCCUUUUCGCCGCCUUAUUUAGCCGAAGGAUACGAUGCAAUAAGGCCUCAAAUUUUGUACACCGACGACAUUAUUGGCUACAAUCAGUCAUUUUCAGUGAUUUUUAAGGUACCCAAGUUCCUGAAACUGGGAAUUGUGAGUGCUAGAAUUAUUGCUCCAUCAUUUACGACACACGCGUUUUCGAUGAGCCAGAGGAUGGUGGUGCUCCGGGAGAUAAACGGGGUGUUACCUGUGGUUAGUUUCGGUGCGUUGAGCAUCAGUGUUUUUGGUCCCUCCACGCCUCAGAUUGCACCGCCUGGGUUUUACAUGUUGUUUGUGGUGCAUGCAGGGAUUCCUAGUAGUGCUGUGUGGGUGAAGGUUCAGUGAGAAAUCAUACAUGUAAAGUUGUAAAAUCAUACAGAGUCGAUCACAACACAUAUUUCGCUGGUGCAUAAUGUUACAUGAUGAUGAGAGCAAUAAAUUUAUCUUAUGAUAUUCACUUGUGCAUAUUUUUUUUCUUUACCAAUAAUUGUGUACAUUAGAACUUAUAA
Molecule: messenger RNA, 2071 nt
Organism: Daucus carota subsp. sativus
Lineage: Eukaryota; Viridiplantae; Streptophyta; Magnoliopsida; Apiales; Apiaceae
Product: aldehyde oxidase GLOX
Exons: 1
Coding region: 252-1907 (551 amino acids)
Source: RefSeq, a predicted model, not a curated record